This is a messenger RNA of Pteronotus mesoamericanus, 1551 nucleotides long. It is a transcript of the gene CFAP157, whose product is annotated as cilia and flagella associated protein 157. NCBI's taxonomy places the organism in Eukaryota, Metazoa, Chordata, Mammalia, Chiroptera, Mormoopidae. Gene Ontology annotation, cellular component: cilium; ciliary basal body. Bases 1 to 1545 code for a protein of 514 amino acids. The transcript is spliced from 9 exons. Gene Ontology annotation, molecular function: microtubule binding. Gene Ontology annotation, biological process: sperm axoneme assembly. The record is from RefSeq and is a predicted model, not a curated record.
AUGGCUCCGAAAAAGAAGGCAAACAAGGGGGCCAAGGAGCCUGAGGUUAAGAAGAAGAAAGGGGGCAAGAAGGAUCCCGAUGUGGCCACAGACGUGACUUCAGCCGAGGAGCUGCGGGAAUUCUACCACAUCCAGAUCCGAGACCUGGAGGACAGGCUGGCUCGGUACCAGCGGAAGUGGGAUGAGCUGGCGGUGCAGGAGAAGCUGUUCCGCCAGGAGUUUGAGCAGCUGGCCAACAACAAAAAGGAGAUCGUGGCCUUCCUCAAGCGCACGCUCAACCAGCGGGUGGAUGAGAUCACCGACCUCAAUGAGCAGCUCCAAAGCCUGCAGCUGGCCAAGGAGAUAGAGAAGGAUGCCUUCGAGGCACAGCUGGCCCAGGUGCGCCACGAGUUCCAGGAGACCAAGGACCAGCUCACCAUGGAGAACAUCAUCAUUGCGGGGAAGCUGGCAGCCCUGGAGGAGUUCCGGCUGCAGAAAGAGGAGCUCACGGACAAGUUCACAUCGCUGGAGGACCAGCUGGAGAGGCAGGAGAAAGACUACAAGGAUUACCUGUACAGCCUGGAGAAGAAGUCGGUGCUGGACAAGGACAGAGUGAAGAAGGAAAUCAUUCAGCGUUUGACCCUGGUGGCCACGGAGUUCCGCAAGGUGGCCACCAACCAGAUGUGGGACACGACAAAGCGGGCCAUUCUGGAGAACAACACUGUGACCCUGCAGCUGUCCAAGGUCUCCGAGCACGGCAUGAGGCUACUGCACGAGAACGCCCGACUCAAGGGCGCCCAGGACAAGCUGUGCAAGCAGCUGGAGCUGCUGGAGGACAACACGAAGAUGAUGGCCACGCACAGCAGGAGCCACCAGCAGGUCAUCCUCGCGCUGAUGGAGAGGUGCCGCGAACAGCAGCAGGGCCUAGAGGAGGCUGAGCAGCUGCACCUCCUGCUGAGCCAACAGGAGCAGAACCUCCUGCAGCUGCAGAAGGCCAAGGAGGCACUGAGGAGCCAGAGAGAGCAGCUGAACCUGCAGCUGGACCGGCAGCAGGCAGAGGUGCAGCGGCUGCAGCGGGAGCUGACCAAAGAGCGGAAGGUCCGGGCCAGCCUGGAGACAGCCCUGGGCCAGGCCAUGGCCUUCCUACAGGACAUUCUGCAGGUGCAACCAGAGGAAGAGGACGGCAACUUUGACAUAGCGUUCCACCUGCAGCGCAGGGAGAUGCUACAGCAGCUACUGGCCAUGCUCAGCUCAGCCAUUGUCCUAAGGUCCCAGAUGGAAAGCCAGUCCCGUGGCCCGAAGGAGAGCCAGUCCAGCACCCAGCUGCCCAAGGCCGUGUCCCUGCAGCAGCAGCUGUCCAGCAUCACACCCUACCAGCUGGGGGACCUGGGCCUGGUGCCUCGGCGGGCCCACAUCCCACCCAACCCUGAGGACCUCAGGCUGCUCUCACGUGCCACCCGUGUGAGAACAUCCCACACACACAGCAUCGCUGCGGUCCACACGGCUGAUUCUCCAAAAACGUUCAAAAAGUUUAGUCUUCCUGAAGUCCCCCUACUUUCUAAGUAAAACACA